UGCUAUUCCGCGAAACGGGUGCACCUGAACCUCGUCAAGAAGCACCCGAACCUACUGCCGGCCCGCCAGAAACGGCCGGCGCGUCCGCAGAGUUUUGGCGAUUCGCGCAAAGCUAUUAAGAUCUAUAGGGCGCUCAAGAAUACUCACUCGUCGGCGGCUACCGGUUCCCCGAGGGCUGGCAGCAGCGGUGGUAGGGCUCGUACAGUGAGCGCCAGUAGUCAGAGUCGGAGCGCCUGUGGUGGUGGUGGUAGGGCUCGCACUGUUAGUACGGAUAGUCGGGUGUAUCGCAAACCAACGCCAAAGUCGCGCCGCGAGGCCGAGGAUAAGAGGAGACGUACGUCCACUCCGAAGGCUAAGAAGUCGGCGAACAAUACGCUGGCGAUGAGUACUAAUGUGUCGGCGGAUGAGGUGGUGGUCGAUGGUGUCGUCCAUAGUAUGCUCGACGCUGUGUUAACCGAUGAUAAUAUGAGUCAAGAGAGCAAUACCGGCGCCAAUAAGGAUAGUCAGGAGCCGGCGAUGUAUAGCUCGGAUGUGUCCAUAUCUGAGAAUGAGUAUAACUUCUGCGAGUUUAGCGUCAGUUCCGACGACUCGGACACCGAUAAGGACUUCAAGCCUUCCGUGUACUACAAGAAUAAGAUUAAAAUACCGGUCAGUGUUAGGAUACACAUUUGGAAGAGUAUCAGAAGAUCUUCCAAAACACUGGCAAUUAAAUCGAAACUGUUUAAGACAGACAUUAGGGCUCAGACACAACACGUUCGCUGGCAAUCGGCACCCCUGAAGGCCAGUCGUCUCAAGGUUUUCGGCGACAACCCAUAUUUCUCAGUCGUAAUCCUCGCCCUCAUCUCCGUAGCGUCGGCACAGUUCGUGUCGAACUACCCGUCCACCUAUGGAUCCGUGAACCCGAUCGUCAGCCAGAACCUCGUGCCCCACGUCAACCAUAACUACCAAUAC
Oppiella nova is the source of this 951-nucleotide messenger RNA. The record is from the annotation of a GenBank genome assembly. Lineage: Eukaryota; Metazoa; Arthropoda; Arachnida; Sarcoptiformes; Oppiidae.